GGAAGGCGCGCGCCCUGCGACCGUCCCAGCGCGCGCUCGCUCGCUCCCUCGCUCGCGGAAAGCCCUCAGCCGAAGGAACUGAGAAGCGGAGCCGCAGCCUCCCCAGAAAAGAAAACAGAAAAACAAUGAAUACAUAUAUAUUCAGCUAUUAUUUAUUUCAGUUUUGUGGACAUUCAUGGAUAUUUACCAAUAUGAUCAUCAGAUUCCUUUCAUUUGGGGAAGAUUCUGUUGCAGAUACUUUUCAUUCUAUUGGACUGGUGAUGCGUAUUUGCCAGCUAGCAUCUAUACUAGAGCUUCUGCAUAUUUGGUCUGGCAUUGAGAAGGAUCAUUUUUUUCCAAGAUUCUUACAGAUCACAGAAAGAAUUGUCAUCUUAUUUGUUGCCAUAGCAAGUCAAGAAGAAGUUCAAGGGAAAGGCAUUGUAUGUGUCUUGUUUUUCCUUUGGAGUUGCAUUGAUGUCAUCAGAUACACACACUGCAUACUAUUGGAGAGAGGGAUAUACUUUCAAGGACUAGCUUGGCUCUAUCAUUCACUGUGGAUUCCUUUCUAUCCUCUCUCAGUUUUGGCUCAAGCAUUUGCCAUAUAUGAAUCGUUGCCUCACUUUGAAACCUCAGGCACUUAUUCCAUCCGAAUACUCUUUCCAUUUGAUCUAACCGUUUACUUUCCCUACGUACUGAAAAUGUACAUGGCAGUAUUGUUUGGUGGUGCCUAUUUCAUUGUUCAGUAUCUUUAUAUGGAACGGAAGACUCAUCUAGGAAGCAGCAAGAUCAAAGAGAAAAGCAGCUAACUCAUGUUUUUGGUCGGAAAUGACAAAUUUCACCUCUUAUGAAACAGCCUUUGUGACAAUUACUAAUAUUUCAAGAUCUAGUCACUUGGAGAUUUCAGGUUUAAAAAGCACACUAUACUUUCUUCGCAAUUAGAUCGUUUGCUCACAGACUUUGUACACAGAGGCACACGAAGCAGAAUCAAAAGAAUUCCUUGAUUGCUUAAACACACUUUCACUAGCUUUCUCAUUAUAUUCAGUGGAAUGCAAAAGCUACUUGCUCUAUUGCUGUUACAGUAAUGAGAACAUUACCUCCUUUAAAAGCCAGGAUAUUAUGUACAUGCAUGUGUAUAUAUAUCCACACUGGAGAAUUCUUUCAAAAUUGUCUAGGAGGCGUUCAUUGUUUCUAACACUGCCACAAAGGACAACAGCCAAAACAACCUUCCAACACACCUUUUUGUCAGCUGGUGUCUUUGAAGAACUAUUACGUGAAAACCAGACAGAACAAAACAAUUUGAUAGCAAUAAUCAACCUUUUUAAAAAUAGAAUAUAUUGUAGGGCAUUUUGUGUGCACCUGAAAUUUUGAUUACGUGUCUGAUGAUAUGUUGCAAAUCAUAACAUUAUCCACCCAGGUAUAGAUAAAGCAGGAAUGGGCUUUCUAUAACUCGGGAACCUUAUUUAUUCCCAAGUCUGUAUUUUGGUAAUCUAGAGCUUGUUAGGAUCAUGCCAUUGAAAUUUGAUGACAAAAGGCUUCUUAUCAGCCAUGUGGUUUUAAAUAUGUUUUUAGGAUUUUCAAAAUAAGUAUGGCUAAGCCUUUCAAAACCUUAAAAUCUGAUUUGUUGUAUUCUUUCUCUCAAUCAGCCACAUCCCUAAAAUGCUGAGUUGAAAAAUGAUUUUUAAAAUGGCGCUCACCCGUGUUAAAGUAUGUGUGAAUGUGUUCCUUAUGAUUAGACUUUAUAUAAUAGUAGCAACAUUUUUGAAAGUCCUCCAAACUUUAAUGCUGAUUGCCCCCUCCUUGUGACUCCUUUUUAAUCUUUAAUCUUUUUAAUCUACAUUUUUCCUUGAGGAAAUUCUCCCUUCCUUAUUCCAUAAGUUGUAUUUCAUUUCAGAAAUGCAAUAACCAAAGAUAUUUGCAGGAAGAAUAAAGUAUGCUGAAAUGAGUGGAGACUUUAGGGAGAUAGAAAUAUUGAAGUUCAAAACAUUGGGGGAUGGGUGGGGAUAACAGGUUGAGAAACCUUGAUAUUAACCAGGUACAGAAACCAGAUGUUUUUCCAUGCAUGUUGUUGGAUCAAAUCCCAACGUACCUCCAUCAAUGCUUCUGUAGCUCUUUUUCUGGGAAACUUUCUUUUGAUCUGAGGUUUAAAUAUAGAUUAGGGGGCUGGGAUCCUCUUCCAUGUCUUAAACACCACCAUAAGUGAACUUUUUUUUUUUUUUUAGUCUAUGGCCUGAUAUUUUGGAGAAAAUUUAAAUUGUUAAGGCAAAAAAACCUAUCAUUUGGCCAUAGAAAGGCCUACUUCUGAUUAAAAUGACACUCCUCAGUUUAAGCUAGUUAAGUCCUAAUUUGUAUGCAUCUCCCUUUAAAAUGUUUUUUUUUCCAUAGAGAAAACCAGUGCCAAAUAGGAUCAUUUCCAUGUUGAAGGAACCCCUGGGGAAACACUUUCUUGUCAGCCUAAUUUCCUUUGUACCGAUAGUGGUAGCAAGAAUAUCAAUAAACAGUGGGUAGCUGCUUUGUGUCAUCGCACAUUGUCUAAAAAAUAAAACUCAUUCAAAAGUUCAAUUUUUCAAGGCAAUAUUUUUAAUCUUACCACACUGAAGUUGUCAAACGCAUUGCUGACCAACCUUUUAUGAAAUCUUAUCUUGUUUAAACUUCCUUACUCAACUAACCCAACUCCCACUUUCUAAUAGGAAUUUCCUUUUCUUUCUUUCUCUUUCUUUCUUUCUUUCUUUCUUUCUUUCUUUCUUUCUUUCUUUCUUUUUCUUUCUUUCUCUUUCUUUUUUUCUUUUCUUUCUUUCCUCUCUCCUUCUCUCAAUAGAACAAAUGGUACAUAUUCAAAUAAGCAGGAUUUUUAAGUAUCUUUCCUCAAGAAAGAUAACAACCUGUCCCUAACAGAAGCUCUUAUUCCACAGCGUAAAAGAUUUAUUUGCAAGACACCGUAUGGCCAGCAGAUAACAGUAUCUGUUUCUUCAUGAUCCCUACCAGCCAUAAGCUUUUGUCCAUACUGCUUUCUUCUUGAACUCUGGAAGGGAUCUCAGGGACAAUAAAGAAGCUGUUAAAAGAACACACACAAUAUCACCAAUGGAAACAGAAACAAAUAUUCUACUGUUGCAUGCCUGAAAUGAUUUGAAAGUCAAUUAACAUCACAGGAAGAACUCUCUUGGAUCAAAUCAAAGGCCCAUCAAGCUCAGCCUUCUUCCACCCCCAACCCGCCACCCAGCAGCAAAGGCCUAUGGAAAAUCCACAAACAGGAACUGAACAGAAAAACACUUGUUCUUCACAUCCAAAGGUAACUACUAGAAGACAAUAAAAGGCUCAUCCUCCAGAAAAAGAUCUGAAGCUGAAACAUCCCACCUUCGACUGUCCCACAACUUUAUAAUGAGAUGUGUAAAACAAGUCUGAAUAACAAUAUCUUUUGUAAACAUGUUUUUGCUUUUAAAUUGAUAUAAAUCACCUUUUUAAAAAACAA
This is a messenger RNA of Crotalus tigris (Tiger rattlesnake), 3445 nucleotides long. RefSeq names its product 3-hydroxyacyl-CoA dehydratase 4 (gene HACD4). Gene Ontology annotation, biological process: very long-chain fatty acid biosynthetic process; fatty acid elongation; sphingolipid biosynthetic process. The coding region runs from base 126 to 785 and encodes 219 amino acids. Lineage: Eukaryota; Metazoa; Chordata; Lepidosauria; Squamata; Viperidae. The transcript has 7 exons. Gene Ontology annotation, molecular function: 3-hydroxyacyl-CoA dehydratase activity. The record is from RefSeq and is a predicted model, not a curated record. Gene Ontology annotation, cellular component: endoplasmic reticulum membrane.